Talaromyces rugulosus is the source of this 1635-nucleotide messenger RNA. RefSeq lists its product as uncharacterized. Lineage: Eukaryota; Fungi; Ascomycota; Eurotiomycetes; Eurotiales; Trichocomaceae. Gene Ontology annotation, molecular function: dol-P-Man:Man(5)GlcNAc(2)-PP-Dol alpha-1,3-mannosyltransferase activity. Gene Ontology annotation, cellular component: endoplasmic reticulum. The transcript has 4 exons. The record is from RefSeq and is a predicted model, not a curated record. The coding region runs from base 1 to 1635 and encodes 544 amino acids.
AUGCCGCCUAUCCUGCACCCCCGAUCCCGCUCGACGAGCUCCUUAUUCGCUGCGACCAUGCUGGCUUCCGUGGUCAUUGUUGGUCUUCCACAUAUCUUUCCUUGUCCAGCCCCUCGCCGAACGUUAGCCGACUCAAACAUGGUCAUGACUGCGGACGGUCAACAGAUAGAGAGACCAAGAAGGCGGAGGAGGAAACCCGUGCCGGAGGGCGACGCACUCCCAAACACAGACGCUAUCCAGAAGAGUACACCACCACGAUCGACAGAUGAGGAAGUGUCAACAUUCCUGCAAAUGGAAGCAGAGGCCGAAUCAAUGGCAAAAAUUGGACGCGAAUGUCCAGUCCCAAAACCCCCAGGAAUCAUUGGCGAGCUUCUGGGGUUUUCGAAUAAGAACACAACAGACCAAUCAACCCCCGCUUUUCCGGAUCACAACGAGAUGGGUGCCUAUUCAUUUGUACUUGAUAUCCUGAGCAAUCCGAAGCAUUCAUUAUGGAUUGCGCCUCUGCUAGUUGCGGCAGAUGCUGUUCUCUGCGGCCUGGUCAUCCAGAAAAUACCCUACACGGAAAUCGACUGGACAACGUAUAUGCAACAAGUCGCCUUGUAUCAAUCUGGCGAACGUGAUUACACCGCGAUCAAAGGCGACACCGGACCGCUCGUCUAUCCCGCCGCGCACGUUUACGUAUACUCAUUCCUGUCUGACCUGACAGACGGAGGGCGCGACAUUGCCUUUGGACAACUUAUCUUCGCCGGUAUCUACCUUGCAACGUUAAUUAUAGUCGUAGCUUGCUACAUCCGCGUCGGGGCACCGCCGUACCUUCUACCGCUUCUUGUUCUGUCCAAGCGGCUGCACAGUAUCUAUGUCUUGAGGUUAUUCAACGAUGGCAUUGCAGCAAUGGCUAUGUGGUUGUCGAUUUUUCUUUUCCAAAGACGCCAAUUCAGCGCGGCCGUUACGAUUUGGUCGCUGGGAGUGGGCGUCAAGAUGUCUUUAUUGCUACUCGCUCCAGCGAUUGCAGUGAUAAUAGCUCUAUCUGGAGGGAUUGGUCUCGCCAUACCACUUGCAAUCAAUGCGAUAUCCGUACAGGGUCUUCUUGGACUACCCUUCCUUCGGGAAAAUGCGAUUGGUUAUCUGUCCCGAGCGUUCGAGCUUACAAGGGAAUUUCUUUUCAAGUGGACUGUUAACUGGAGAUUCAUCGGUGAAGAAACUUUUGUGUCAAAAGCCUUUGCCGUGAAUCUCCUAGCUGUGCAUGUCUUUUUAGUUCUCGCGUUUAUGGCUGGGCGAUGGAUUAACCCGUCUCGCUGUGAACUAGACUCAUUUGCGACCAAGUUCCUCCAAAAUCGUCUGCCCAAAUCCGUACUGUCGGCUGGGUUCAUCACAAAGACAUUGCUCACAUCGCUAGUGAUCGGCAUGCUCUGCGCCAGGUCACUCCAUUACCAGUUCUUUGCGUAUCUCGCUUGGGCCACACCUCUCUUGCUUUGGCAGUCGGGACUGAGCCCGGUAAUGAUAUAUGUCGUAUGGGCCGUUCAGGAAGUGGCAUGGAAUGUUUACCCCAGUACCGCAGCCAGUUCUGCUGCUGUUGUGCUCUGUUUAGGAACUCAGGUUGUAGUACCUUUGCUGGAUACUCGGUGGAAUAACUAA